AAGUUUCAAAGUAGAGUAAAAGAUAAGGAAAUGACACAUGUCAAACCACAAUUGCUCAUCACAUUUCCACCUCAUCAUCCAGAUAACAUCCAAAACAUCAUCACCUUCCCCCCUUCACACAACACACACAGAGCUAACAGCUCCUCCUCAAUGGCGGUUUUCACAAACUAAAUCAACACUCAAUCUUCAACAAUGGCUCCAUCUCUAACCGCCAAUUCAUUCCUCUUAACCACCACACCUCACACACAUCUCACAUCACUCAAAACCAGAAGAUUCAUCCUAUGCGCGAAGAAAUCAGAUACCGAUUCGGAUACUCCGAAUCCGAAUUUGAAUUUAAAUUUGAGUCAAUUUCGGUUGAAUUUUGAGUUUGCGAAGGUGAGUGAUGUGAGGUCGUUGAUACCGGUCGUUAGUAAAACGGCGUCGUCUGGUACGGUGUUUGGUAAGCGGAAGGAUCCGAAUACGGUGUUUGUUGCCGGAGGAACUGGACUGGCUGGAAUUCGGAUUGUUCAGAGCUUGCUCCGAGAAGGCUUUAGUGUUAGGGCGGGUGUGCCGGAGCUUGGAGCCGCUCAGGAUUUGGCGCGGCUGGCGCUUGAUUAUAAGGUCAUCUCCACUGAAGAAUCCAAACGUCUAAACGCAGUCGAAUCCACAUUCCAAGACCCUGAAGCCAUUGCAAAAGCAAUCGGAAACGCCGCCAAAGCAGUAGUCACAAUCGCUCCUUCCGAAAACGGUCCAACCACAGAGGUCACAACAUCAGAAGCCCUGCAGUUAAUUCAAGGCGCUCAACUAGCCGGGGUGAGCCACGUCAUCAUAAUCUAUGAAACAUCACCACCGUCUUUCACCUCAACCAACAAUGUACUCGAUGGGAUCUCAAUGUUCUUCAACAACCUGUUUUCAAAAACACAGCCGUUGACUUUCAAAGAGUUUGUAGAUGGAUUGAUUGCAACUGAUGUGAAGUACACUUUGAUCAAGACUAACAUGAGCGAUGAUGAUGGUUAUGAGAGUUCGUAUAACUUUGUUGUGUCGGCUGAAGGGAUCACCAGGGAAAACGACUACAAAGUAGCAAAGUCGAAGAUUGCAUCAUUGGUGGCGGAUGUUUUCUCCAAUACAGAAGUAGCUGAAAAUAAGGUUGUUGAAGUUGCUACAAGUCCUGAUGCAGCUGCAAGGCCUGUGAGUGAACUUUUCAGUGCCAUUCCGGAGGACGGUAGAAGAAAAGCUUACGCAGAAGCCAAUGCAAAGGCAAAAGCCGAAGAAGCCAUGAUAGCUGCUGAAAAAGCAACCGAAUUAGCCGAGAACGAGGUUAAUAAUCUGGACCCCCUAGACGACUUGCAAGAACGUGCCACAACAGCCCGAAAGCAAUUCACAAACCUCGUUGACCGGUUCAAAACCGUCACUAAUGCCACAGAGAAACCCGCACCCGAACUCGCACCCAAAGGCAGCUCUGACCAAGAGUCAGACGGUGCACCAGGGUUAGCCUUGUCAUGGGAAAAACUAAGCUCAAGGCUCGCAACAGCGGUUAAGAAUAACCCAAUUGAGCUACCGAAAGUGCAGAUUGCAACGGUUAGAGGUCAAGCCAAGGCUCAGUCCUUGACACCUAAGAAAGCCGUGGUCAAGAAGCCUGCGACGGCUAAAAAGGUGUCACCGCCGGUGCAGCCCAAACCCAAGGAGUCGAAAGCAGACGUGAAGAAGAUUUUUGGGGGCAUGUUUCAACAGGAAACCAUUUAUGUUGAUGAUUGAUCAAUUUUAGUAAUAUAGUUGAAUCCUGGUCCCUUCAACUUAUUCCAUUAAAUCACACGUUACAUUUAGUUGAUUGUGUAAAAGUUAUUGUUUUCAAAAUUAUAUAUAAAAAAAAUAAAGAUUGUAUUUAUUCAAGUAUUGGAUCAAGAUUUUGAAAUACUUGAUUUAAGAAUACUUGAGAGACAAGAAUUGAUAAAUGGUUAAUCGUUGUGAUCA
This is a messenger RNA of Helianthus annuus (common sunflower), 1950 nucleotides long. Its product is annotated as protein PLASTID TRANSCRIPTIONALLY ACTIVE 16, chloroplastic. NCBI's taxonomy places the organism in Eukaryota, Viridiplantae, Streptophyta, Magnoliopsida, Asterales, Asteraceae. The record is from RefSeq and is a predicted model, not a curated record. The transcript is spliced from 5 exons. The coding region runs from base 193 to 1734 and encodes 513 amino acids.